GGCGGACGAAGUGGCAAUGAUCAUGACGAACCUUGAAAAAGCCAACCAGGAGCAGCUCGACACGGCCGAGAUCGCCUUCCAGGUGAAGGAGCAGCUGCUGAAGCACAACAUCGGGCAGCGGGUCUUCGGCCACUACGUGCUGGGGCUGUCGCAGGGCUCCGUCAGCGAGAUCCUGGCCCGGCCCAAGCCCUGGCGCAAGCUGACGGUGAAGGGCAAGGAGCCCUUCAUCAAGAUGAAGCAGUUCCUGGCGGACGAGCAGAACGUGCUGGCUCUGAGGACAAUCCAGGUGCGCCAGAGAGGUAGCAUCACGCCGCGGAUCAGAACGCCAGAAACCGGCUCUGACGACGCCAUCAAAAACAUCCUGGAGCAAGCGAAGAAGGAGAUUGAGUCACAGAAGGGAGGUAGGUGCAGUCACGCUGCGCGGGGAGGCCCUGGGGCCGCCCUGCAGGUCCCGGUGGCGAGAAGCCCCCAGUCACCCUGUUUCUGCCCCCGGCUCUGCACGGCGAAGGACCAAGCCCUCCCCAGACAUCCCGACCUUCCUGUUCUAGCCCCAAAGUGUGGCUGCUCCUCCUCCGGACCCACCUGGCAGCCUGCCAAGGCAGCCUUUUGUGAAACUGUGUCUCUUCUCAGGUGUCACAGAUCACCGGCGACGUCUGAACCCAUGAUGUUUCGUUAAACUUUUAGGGCUGUGCUCAUCGGCCUGUUCGCCCCUGGGACCCAGGUUGUCCUUCCAGGGGCAGCCAGCAGAAGCCUUUGACUCCCUGUGCAGGGGGGUUUUACCCCCUCUAGGAAACGUUGGGAACCAACAAAUCUGAAAAGGAUGAGACAUCCUUCCCCAGAGAAAGAUUUGGGAUUUCGGAGACCAGAUGUAGGUGCCCUGGGCUUGGAAGUGCUUGCUGACCGCAAGGAUCCCUUGCAAAUCCCUGGUGUCCAUGGCAGGAGCAGGCCCAGAGCAGGUGGCACCCCGGGGUGCCUGUCACUGGGCUGACGGUGGGUGGGCCCUCAGCUGUGAGCAGGCGCCCAGACCGGGCUGUCGAGAUGGCAGGGCCAAGCUGGGCUCUUUUUGGCAUUUCUCUUGCUCAGACACAUGAUCUGGAAGGGGGACCUUAUGGGGCCCUCCGCAAAAGGGUCCCUGGGAGCUGGGCACUGUCGUUUUGCCACCUACCUGCCCACAGCCGUGACGAAAAGUGAUACAUUGACCUAGGGACAUCCGUAGAAAAUAUUUGGAGAUCAUAAUGGAAAGAAACCACGUUAACUCUUGUCAGAGCGGAAACCCUCCCGCGUGACUGUGAGCUCCGUGGUGCCUUCACAAGGCUCCUCUAAAGGGAGCCCCUUUUGUAUCAGAGAUUUUAGAAACUUUGGACCUAACCUCUCCCUUCCCCCCUGCCCAAAACAGAUGAUUGAAUGAGAACGCACAAUCCAUAUGGCAUGAGGAAAUCAUUAAACCAGCUGUGCUCACAGUCAAUUACAAGAAAUGAAAUACAUUAAAACAGGUAGUCUGCUGAGAAAGCAGAAUCCCUGAGAAUUAAAUUAGACAAGAAUGGUGGAAAAGCAGACAGGGAAAACAAACAUGUUUGUAUAUUGCCAUCGUUGUUAAUGGGAUUUAUUUUGCAAUCGUCGAAACGGAAUCCGAGUCAAAGAGGUAGGUCUGGGAGCGUUUGCUUUGUUGGGCGCUGCUGUCCACGCUACCCAGCUGGUUGCUGUGCUUGUAACCUGCCAGAGCAGUCCCCGCGGAGCUGGGAUCGCCCGCCGCGGUUGUCUGCCUCAAGGAGCGCGCUGCUAACAAGGUCUGGGGGAUAAAAUCCUUUCUCCUGCGCUUUGAAUUAUGGCCACGUUUUAAAACAAUGCCCUAAAAAAAGAAAAGCUGCUGUACUUAGAAGCACAUCAAAAAUUGCGUUCUGGUGUGAAGACAGAGGAGGUGUCUGCAAACAGCUGUACUGGCGCCAGGCUAAUCCCGACUCCGGGAGAGGCCCGGGAUGCACUUUCACAGGCAGCCUAGAAAUUCCCGUUCCUUCCAGCGAGGUGUGAGCUUCCCACCCAGGCUGAAAUGAUUUACAUGCGUGCCAUGCGAAGCGAAAGCUGUUCUGUUAAUAAAUAAAGGCAAGAGGAGGAAAUGCAAUUAGCAGCCAAUCUUGCUAGAGUUUAAGAGGAUUAAA
Struthio camelus australis is the source of this 2156-nucleotide messenger RNA. NCBI's taxonomy places the organism in Eukaryota, Metazoa, Chordata, Aves, Struthioniformes, Struthionidae. The record is from RefSeq and is a predicted model, not a curated record.